GCCAUGUAAUUGAAAGUAUUCCAUUAGCGUUCAUAAUCUACUCAUCUUGAACAUUAAUAAUGUAAAUUUGUUCCUCGCACUAUCAAGAAACAUACUUCAGGAUGAUGCAGUUGUGUAAACCGCUAUAGAGAGUCUUUAAGAUUUUGGACUUUCUAUCGUAUAUGAUUUAGCUCAUACAUCACUUGUGCACUAGUAUAUGCGUUCCAGCAUCCACAAUAGUAAUAGAGGUACUUCAUACUCUUACAUGAAACCAUUUUGAUCGCUCUUGCUCUUAAUUUGAAGGGAACCAGGUUUAACCUUCAACAAUCGAUGUCCUGUCGCCUACAUGUAUUUAUUUCUGCAAGUUUCUUUCCAUUUAAUACUUCAGGAACUCGAUUUGCAAUUUAGCUUCCCCUAAACUUUGUUUCUAUUCAAACUGGAUCAAUGAAAAACUACUUGUUCCAUCUAUUCCCUGAUGCUUGCUAGUCUGAGAUGAGAUAUAGGUCACAAUCUUUUCAAAGGUUUUCCCGUUCAAUUUUCUAGUCCGUGAGCAUUUCCUUUAUAUUGGCAAAUUAACAUUAGAAAAAUGGAAGGUUUACAAACAUUGCACUAUCCCAAAUUCUUAUUAAAAGUAAGCUUAUACUGUAAACGAUACGAUACUGCCACAUUUGGCAUUUUCAUCCAUUCCUUACAGUAACAACGUCUUCUAUCGAGAGACAUUGAGAGUACUGUGAAAAUUUAUUACUGUUAUAGCUUAUAGAUGAAUUGGUUACUCUUGCUUCCGUUUAAAGCAUUUCUUAUAACUAUUCUUUGCAAGCCUCAAAAUGUAUCGAUUGUUUAUUCUUCCAGAAUGUAUUAGGCUGUGUUUAUUUUUUCCGUAAAGAGGAUGUAAGCUUAUUCUAAAUGGGACGGUUACGUUGUAUUUAUUUUUGCAUUUGCCGGUGAUUUGAAGUUAAGGCUUCUUUAAUACUUUCAAUGGUUUGUUCAGACACAUUUCCCAAAAACUUCUUUAUUUACUCGUUCGUUGGGAGGAAUAAACAGAAGUAUCUAUUAUUUAUUUACUUAUCUUUGUUGUUGUUUACUUUCACUAACGAAUUUGUUGUCAAAGUCGGUAUUGAAGCAAGUGUAAACAAACCGUUUCCAACUUCCUUUCUACAAUAACCCUCAAUUCAAUAUUCAAAAUGAGAUAUGCUCCCAGAUUUUAUUCUAAAAAAGGACAAAAGUUUCGACUUAUGGUCACUGGUUCCAGUUGUACUGGAUAUCAGUCUUGUAUUAAUGCUCUUUGCGAAAAACACAUCUUAGACGAGCAAUUGGAAGUUGAUCCUGAACAAGCUCACUUGGAGAGACCUUUAGAGAUUAAGGAACAUGAAGCUGAUAUUCAAGGAGAGGAAUUCCGUGUUGCUCUGACUGUCAUUGAGGCCUGCGGUUUUGGCGAUAUGCUUGAUAGAUCCUCUAACUUUGAUGUUGUUACUGAGUAUUUGGAAAAUCAACUCGACCAAGUUUUAGUUGAAGAAUCCAAGAUUCGAAGAAACUCUAAAUUUGUUGAUAAGAGAGUUGAUGCUUUACUCUACUUUAUUGAACCGUACGGACAUUGUUUAUCCGAAUUUGAUUUGGAAGCAAUGAGACGUUUUUCCAGAAGGGUAAAUGUCAUACCUGUCAUUGGAGUUGCCAAUGCCUUCACAAAGGAGGAAUUGAAUCGCUUCAAGCAGAGAAUCUUUCAGGAACUCGUUGAUGAGAACAUCCAAGUUUUUGACUUCCCUUUUGAUGACGAUGAAGAUGAAGAUGAAGUUAUCGAGGAAAAUAAGCGGCUCAAGUCGAUCCUUCCAUUUGCUGUUUCUGGCGCUGCCGUGGGUGAUUAUCAACAGGAUUCCGACAAGCUUGCUAAACACUUCCCAUGGGGAACUUUUUAUGUUGACGAUCCGUCUCAUUCAGACUUUUUAGAUUUGAAGACUGUUCUGUUCAUCUCUCACCUUCAACACCUUAAGUUUAUUACUCAGCAGUUUUAUUAUGAAGCCUAUCGUACAGAAAGGCUUUCUAAUGCUUCGUUAUCCUCGAAUUCUUUGCAUAUGCUAGUUGACCAUGAGAAGCCAAAGCUAGGGCCUGACGAACUAAGUGAAACUACCCAUCAUGAAACGACGGUUGAGUCUGAAAUUCAUCAAACUGUCCCAGAUCAAACUUCUCAUUCACAGACGAGUUGUCAAUCCGCGAUCAAAAAUGCGCAAUCAAAUUCAGAUACUAAUUCUGCUUCUCCAAGUCUCAAAUCCAAACAAAGCUUACAAAUGAGAGACUCUAUUAAAUCCGAGACAUCAACUAGAGUUAAAACUCCUUCUAUUGAAAUGAGUUUACGUGAAUUUCCUCAAAGGAACUCUUCUAAGAACAACAAGCAAGUUAACGAAAUAACUGAAACUAAAGAAUUAAAAUCGGACGAUGUUGCUCACGGUCGCUUUGAAAAUGUUCCCUAUAAUAAGACAAAGUAAAGAAACAGAAAUGGUUAUUGCUCCUUUCUUUAGUCACCAAUAUUCGGGCUCAUGAAUACGGUUCGUUUAUUGUUCAAUUAAGUACUUAGUAUACGUUAUCAGAACUAGAUAAUUGAUGAGAUUCCACAAGUCCA
Messenger RNA from Schizosaccharomyces cryophilus OY26, 2590 nucleotides. Its product is annotated as septin Spn7. Bases 1161 to 2456 code for a protein of 431 amino acids. NCBI's taxonomy places the organism in Eukaryota, Fungi, Ascomycota, Schizosaccharomycetes, Schizosaccharomycetales, Schizosaccharomycetaceae. Gene Ontology annotation, molecular function: GTPase activity; molecular adaptor activity; GTP binding. Gene Ontology annotation, cellular component: cell division site; microtubule cytoskeleton; cytosol. The transcript has 5 exons. The record is from RefSeq and is a predicted model, not a curated record. Gene Ontology annotation, biological process: cytoskeleton-dependent cytokinesis.